CUCUUUAACGUGAAAUGUCAAGUGCGGCUGCAGGAAUUUUAAAAACAUUGCAGUUUUCAUAAAUAAAAAUCGAAAUAAAAUAAGAAAAUUAUAAAAUAAAUUUAAAUAAAUAAAAUGAUACUGCAGCGUUUACAGUUAUUGCGUAAUGCAAAUGUAUUAAAACAAUUAAACACACAAAACAAAUUUACAUCAUCCGGUAUUGGAGCAGUAUCAGUUAUAAAUACUAGAGGUUUACAUGUAAGUAGUGAUAAGAAAUGGCAGAAAAGUGUAAAUCAACAAUUACCCCUGAUGGCUUUGGCUAUGCCUAGCAUGGCUGUACGUUAUGCCAGUACAGAAGGUGCCUCCAAGACCUUAGUCGAUUUGGCAGAUAUCCCAGCGCCACCCGUAGCACCAGAAACCCUGGGAGAGGUAGCGACACAAGCGCUUAAUGCUUUAGGCGAACCCACAUUUGCUUCUAUUGGCCUGGGUGGUUGGUCACCUGUGGGUUUAGUGCAACACUGUAUGGAAUUUGUGCAUGUGACUUGUGAUAUACCAUGGUGGGGUGCUAUUGCCAUUGGUACUUUAGUAGUGCGUACUAUAAUUUUCCCCUUGGUUAUUAUGGCCCAGCGUAAUGCUGCCAAGAUGAAUAAUCAUAUGCCUCAAAUGCAAGUUUUGCAAAUGAAAAUGACCGAAGCCCGUCAAUCAGGCAAUGCCAUAGAUUCUGCUCGUUAUGCCCAGGAAAUGAUGACGUUUAUGAAGGAAAAGCAAUUGAACCCAUUGAAGAAUAUGAUUGUACCUUUGGCUCAAGCACCUCUGUUUAUUUCCUUCUUUAUGGGUCUGCGAGAGAUGGCCAAUACUCCCGUUGAUUCGAUGAGAGACGGUGGCUUAUUUUGGUUCACAGAUUUGACUGUAGCUGAUCCUACAUUCAUGUUACCCAUCAUUACAAGCGCUACACUGUUUUUGACAGUGGAAAUUGGUACAGAUAGUGCUAGACUGGCUGCACAAAAUAUGGGUAUGAUGAAAUAUGUACUAAGAGCCUUGCCCAUAGCUAUUUUCCCUUUCACAAUGAAUUUCCCCGCCGCUAUUUUAACAUACUGGGCUUGCAGUAAUUUCAUAUCUUUGGGUCAAGUGGCUGUUUUAAAAAUUCCUGCCGUACGUGAAUACUUUAAAAUCGAUAAAAUGGUGAUACAUAAAGCAGAAAACUUACCGGUUAAAAAGAAGAAAUUUGUUGAGGGCAUGAAAGAUUCUUGGCAAAAUAUGAAGAUCACCAAAGAAUUAGAAGAACGCCAGAGAUUGGAUGAAAUUCGCUUUGCCAAGGCCGGCAAAGGCCCAUUGGUUAAAACAUAUAAAUAUGAUCCCACAAAACCCCGGCCGACUGCCAAUAUCCAAGCGAAAAAGAGUAGUUAAGUUUAAACAUGUUAUCCCUUACACAAAAUUAAUUGUUUUUAUUUUAAUAAAACAAACAAAAAAAUCGA
Molecule: messenger RNA, 1454 nt
Organism: Calliphora vicina (urban bluebottle blowfly)
Lineage: Eukaryota; Metazoa; Arthropoda; Insecta; Diptera; Calliphoridae
Gene: OXA1L
Product: OXA1L mitochondrial inner membrane protein
Exons: 4
Coding region: 115-1386 (423 amino acids)
Biological process (GO): protein insertion into mitochondrial inner membrane from matrix
Cellular component (GO): mitochondrial inner membrane
Molecular function (GO): membrane insertase activity
Source: RefSeq, a predicted model, not a curated record